This is a messenger RNA of Lonchura striata (white-rumped munia), 2068 nucleotides long. It is a transcript of the gene C15H22orf15, whose product is annotated as chromosome 15 C22orf15 homolog. Lineage: Eukaryota; Metazoa; Chordata; Aves; Passeriformes; Estrildidae. The record is from RefSeq and is a predicted model, not a curated record.
GCCAUUCGCUGUUGCUGGGCAAUCUGGCUACCGAAACCACAACAGCGUCGCUGGGGAUGGAGCCGGUGUGCGCGGGGCUCUCCGGCAGCUCCCAGCGCUGCCCGCAGGACGGGGCCCGGCCCCACAGCCCUGCCGGGGCACGGCAGCACCAUGUUCGCCACCGUGAGAUUCGGAGCCAACUGCCAAGAGAUGGUGAACCUGCUCUGCUGCGUCCAGACCCUCACAGGGCACCUCAAGUGGAAGUGUCAGUGCAGGCCUGAAGACUGCAUUGAUCUUAUGGAUGAAAAGGGCACACUGAUGAACCUGAGCAAAGUGGAAGAUCCUGCAUCUGAAUAUGCCAGUAAAUACCUGCAGGGAAGGCAGCGCUACAUCCUCAUCAGAGCUGUCCGAGAAGAAAACUCUGAAGCCACCUGCUACGAAUCCUUGCUUGAGGACCUGGGGAAACACUACCCUGAUCUCCCAGAUCGGCUGCAGCAGCUCUCAGCAAAGACUCAGAGGACAGACCUGAGGAAGAAGGGCUCAUUGCAGAGAGCCCAGCCUCACAGCAGCACCCAAGCCAGGAACAGGACCACCCUACAGGGCAAGAGGAGCUUGGAACACAAGAACACCCCUAAGUGAGGAACAGACCCAUUACUGGUCACAAAGGCAGCACAGCCUCCACCAGGCCCCAAACACCUGCCCAGGUACUUAUUCCCAGCACAGCAAGAGUGCCCUGCUACUGAGCCCCUCUCCCUGGGAUCCCCUGCCCCCCGAGCUUCACACCACCACACCCCAAGCUGCACCCUGACAAACCCAGCAUCACAGCCAGGCACAGGCACCAUCCUCCUGCUUCAGGGGUCUCGUGCUCCCCUGGCACAGCCUGCACUCCCCAGGGACAAGAACCUGCACUCCUCUCACUGCAUGGGCCCUGCAGGGACUGUCCACUGCAAUCACCAGGAAAAGCUGCUCCAGAGACAGCCAGUCCCCUCAACUGCAGAAGAGCUUGCCAAGAUGGGUCAAAGGCAGUGUUUGCAGGUGCUGCUGCUGGUUGUCCUUAAGAGCUUCUCCACCCAGAGCAACACACCAACACUAACACACUUAUUUCAUAAAGGGAGUUGAACAGCUUUGGAGUGGUUCCUCCAUGCUCACACAGCUCAGCACAUGGAGCACUUGGGCUUUUAAUCUCUGCCAUCUACCUUUUCCCUUGGCUGUCUCUAAGGAGAGCACAAGACACCCCUGAUAAGGCCAGGCACAGCUCAGGACACCCCUACCAAGAACUUAAGACUGUGACAUUUAGAAGGGACAGGACUUUGAACAGCAGCCUCCAGUAGCUGCUGCCAGCAUUUACCAUCUAGAUAUUGAUUUCCUCACAGAUCCCAGCAAGGGGCUGAGAACUUGUCCUUUAUUCAAGAGUAGAGAUCAAAAUGUUAAAAUACUCAUUCUGCCAUGAAAAAUUCAUCAGUUAAGCACCUGAAAAGUGUCCUGGUUUCACUGCUGUACCAUUAAAACUCCAGCUGAAACCUCAGAAUUCCCUCUUAGACCAACGUGAGGAACAGGGUGUCCUGCUGGAGGCCAGGCCACGGGCAGCAAUCACGAGGCUGUGCUGCCAAGGUGACUGGAAGAGGAAAGCAGCUCCAAACUUCACCUGAUGCCAGUGACCUUGAGAACAUUGCAUAACCUUCUAAAGCUUCAAAGUCAGAUCAGCCAACUGAUCCACGUCCCACAGCCAGACAGGUCACACUCUUAGCUCUGAGGGCAGGACAGGUACUCAGGAAGAGGAUAUCUAUAGAGAAGCAAUUUGUCACUGAAAAUACCACGGGAUAUGUGCUGGCUUACCUCUCUGCUGCCUCUCCUCUGCCUGGAGGGCAGCCAGUGUCUGAUCUCCUUCUGCCAAGUCAUGCAGGCACAGUCCUUGCUAGGCUGCACCCCCUGUUUGCAGGAAGUACACACUUGUGCCUUGUCCUCUGGCUGACAGUGUUAAUGCUUUGGUGGCUUAGUUUUAGCUUGAGACUUAAAUAAAGAGCGUGCACAGGUGAUAGGUCCAAAUAAAUUCUUUUAUUUCUCUGUAAUAAAUACAGUGCUAUCUGAA